UCUGUGCCUCAAAACGUCUGGACAAAAAUAAUAACAAACAAAUUCUUUGGACGGAGGAAAGACGCUUCUGCUCGUGGAGAAGGGCGGCUUACUGCAUCCACCGGAGGGCAUUCGCCGCCUCCCGCGUGGCUCCGUUCGUGGGCGCGAGAGAAGAAGAGAGGCUUAUGGGUAAAGAAUGCUGUCGUCGUCUUGAUGUCAGAGGGAAGCGCUCGAGGGAACGGCUGGAAUACCGAGGAAUAGUUAUGGAGAACAGGCGGUAGAGGAGAUCCAAAUCCCUCCAACUGACAAGACGCGCUGGUAAUUGUCCGACCUGAGGAGUGGAAUAAUCCGCACGAAGUUUUGGAUGCCGUGCAACUCGAAUGUACUGUGCGUUGCAGGAUUGUGGAGGAAGCGGUCUUUGGGUCUGUGGCGGUGUUUUUGCAAAACUGCGGGAUUGUUUAUGAACGGAGGGAACAUUUGAAGUGAGACGAAGCCAGAGCGAAGCGCCCGAAAAAGGGGAGGGGGUCGAGAAAACGCCCUGCUGCUGAAAUCUCUCCAAAUCCAAACUUUUUACCGCGCCAUUGGAGCUAGGCUGCCGAUCUCUUAUGGGAACAUGGGAAGAGAAGUUGUCGAUCUGUCUCCGAGUUUUUGAACUAUUAGUUCAUAGGUUGAUUCAGAAGUUUGAGGGACGGUUCUCUUUUCUCACGGGAUUGUUGUUUUUUUUUUCUUUCUUUUUCUUUAUCCUGGAUCGUGCCAGACCGGGGGACAUUGGGAGAGUGGCGAGUCGGAGGCUGUCUAGGCCCACAGCCCGGGAGCGAAGAGAAGACAAUUUUUUAAUGCAAAGUCAGAAAGUUCACGAGACCGCUCGGCGGUGAUCACGUUACGCACGAGUGCAGAGGAAAGGAUAUCAUGUCUCCUGGAGCAGAAAGAAGGAUGGAAAACCGGCUGAAAAAACUGGAAGCCAUGAUCAAAGACCCGCGGUCUGCGAUCAACUUGGAAAGUUUGCUGGAUGCCAUGAACGCCUUAGUGUUGGACCUGAACUUCCCCGCUCUGCGCAAAAACAAGAACAUCGAAACCUUCCUGAACAGAUAUGAUAAAGCAAUGGACGAUAUUAGAGAGCUGCAGAUGAAGCCAGAGGAUUUUGAAAAAGUGAAAGUGAUUGGCAGAGGAGCAUUUGGAGAAGUGCAGCUGGUGAGGCACAAGGCCUCUCAGAAGGUGUAUGCCAUGAAGCUGCUGAGUAAGUUUGAGAUGAUUAAGCGCUCAGACUCUGCGUUCUUCUGGGAAGAACGGGACAUCAUGGCCUUCGCGGACAGUCCAUGGGUCGUACAGCUGUGCUGCGCGUUCCAGGAUGACCGCUACUUGUACAUGGCGAUGGAAUACAUGCCGGGCGGGGAUCUGGUCAACCUGACCAGCACGUACGACGUGCCGGAGAAGUGGGCCAAGUUCUACACGGCGGAGGUGGUCAUGGCCCUGGACGCCAUCCACUCCAUGGGCUUCAUCCACCGCGACGUCAAGCCCGACAACAUGCUCCUCGACCGCCACGGCCACCUCAAGCUCGCUGACUUCGGCACCUGCAUGAAGAUGGACUCAGCGGGCAUGGUGCGCUGCGACACAGCGGUGGGCACGCCUGACUACAUCUCCCCCGAGGUGCUCAAGUCGCAGGGAGGGGACGGCUACUACGGGCGAGAGUGUGACUGGUGGAGUGUGGGAGUGUUUAUCUUCGAGAUGCUCGUGGGCGACACCCCAUUUUACGCCGACUCACUUGUGGGGACCUAUAGUAAGAUCAUGGACCACAAGAACUCACUCAACUUCCCUGAUGACGUGGAGAUCUCGAAGGAGGCCAAAAACAUCAUCUGUGCCUUCCUAACAGACAGGGAAGUCCGUUUAGGCCGUAAUGGUGUGGAGGAGAUUAAGAGGCACCCGUUCUUCAAGAACGACCAGUGGACCUUCGACACCAUCCGAGAGACUUCCGCCCCCGUGGUGCCCGAGCUGAGCAGCGACAUCGACACCAGCAACUUUGACGAGAUCGAAGAGGACAAGGGGGAUGUGGAGACGUUCCCCACGCCCAAAGCCUUCGUGGGCAAUCAGCUGCCUUUCGUCGGCUUCACUUACUUCAAAGAGGACCAGUUGUUGACCGCUUCUAACAGUUCAGCAGCACAGGCCUCAUCCACCAAGGGAGAGGACAGUGUUGCACUCCAGGAGAAGGUCCACACCCUGGAGGAGCAGCUCAGCAAUGAGAUGCAGGCCAAAGACGAGCUCGAGCAUAAGUACAGGACGACCACUGUACGCCUCGACAAGAUCAGCAAAGAGCUUGAAGAAGAGAUGAGCAGUAGGAAAGCACUGGAGACUUGCUUAAGGCAGCUGGAGAGAGAGAAGGCCCUCCUUCAGCACAAGACUGUGGAGAGUCACAGAAAGGCAGAGAGCGAAGCAGAUCGCAAACGCUGCCUCGAAAAUGAGGUGAACAAUCUGAGGGACCAGCUGGAGGAGAUGAAGAAAAGAAACCAGAACUCUCAUAUUUCCAAUGAGAAGAAUAUUCACCUGCAGAGACAGCUGGACGAGGCCAACGCGCUGCUGCGGGCGGAGGCAGACGCGGCGGCGCGGCUGCGAAAGGUGCAGGCGGAAGGUGGGAAGCAGCUGCAGCAGUUGGAGGCGCACGCACGCGACCUGCAGGACAAGUGUUGUGCCCUGGAGAGCAGCAAGCUGGCGCUGGAGCGCGAGCGCAUCGACCUGCAGGCGGCGCUGGAUGCCGAGAAGCGAGAGGACACGCAGCGCUCCGAGACCAUCUCCGACCUGCAGGCGCGUCUCUCUGGUCUGGAGGACGAGGUGAAGCAGGUGAGACAGGCUCUGUCCAAAGCAGAGACUGAGAAGAGACAGCUACAGGAGAAACUCACCGACCUGGAGAAGGAGAAGAGUAAUAAGGAGAUUGACAUGACGUAUAAGCUGAAGGUGCUACAGCAGACCCUGGAGCAGGAAGAGGCGGCCCAUAAGGCCACAAAGACCCGCCUCGCUGACAAGAACAAGAUCAGCGAGUCUAUCGAAGGUGCCAAGUCUGAGGCCGUGAAAGAGCUGGAGCAGAAGUUACAGGAGGAGCGAUCCUCUAAGCUACAGGUGGAGAACCGACUGCUGGAACUGGAGAAGCAGAGCUCCAUGUUGGACUGCGACUACAAACAGGCCCUACAGAAGCUCGAUGAACUCCGCAGACACAAGGAGAUGCUCACUGAAGAGGUGAAGAACCUGUCCCUGAAGAUCGAGCAGGAGGUGCAGAAACGUAGCCUGAUGCAGAACGACCUGAAGAUGCAGGGCCAACAGCUCAGCAUGCUGCGCACGUCAGAGAAGCAGCUCAAGCAGGAGAUCAACCACCUGCUGGACAUGAGACGGAGCCUGGAGAAGCAGAACGUGGAACUGCGCAAAGAGCGUCAGGACUCUGAUGGUCAGAUGAAGGAGCUUCAGGACCAGUUGGAAGCUGAGCAGUAUUUCUCAACGCUAUACAAGACUCAAGUGCGAGAGCUGAAGGAAGAGUGUGAGGAGAAAAAUAAGCUAUACAAAGAUAUGCAGCAGAAUCUUCAGGACUUGCAAGAGGAGAGGGACUCCUUGGCCGCUCAGCUGGAGAUCACCCUGACGAAGGCGGACUCUGAGCAGCUAGCACGCUCCAUCGCUGAGGAGCAGUAUUCCGACCUGGAGAAGGAGAAGAUCAUGAAGGAGCUGGAGAUCAAGGAGAUGAUGGCAAGGCACAAGCAGGAGCUCUCCGAGAAGGACACCACAAUCAGCUCUCAGUUGGAGGAAGCAAACCGCACGCUCACGAGUGAUGUGGCUAACCUGGCCAAUGAGAAAGAGGAGCUGAACAACCGUCUGAAGGAUGCUCAGGAUGAACUGCAAAAGCUGAAGGACGGUGAGCUGUCCAUCACGCAGAUGAAGCAGGCGUAUGAGAAGCAGCUGCAGUCAGAGAGGACCCUCAAAACACAGGCUGUGAACAAGCUGGCCGAGAUCAUGAACAGGAAGGAGGUUCGUGGUGGUGGCAGUCGCCGUGGAAACGACACGGACGUGAAGAGGAAGGAGAAGGAGAACAGGAAGCUGCAGCUGGAGUUGCGCUCUGAAAAGGAGAAACUCAACAGCACCAUCAUCAAGUACCAGCGAGAGAUCAACGACAUGCAGGCGCAACUGGCCGACGAAUCGGUGAUGCGGGUCGAGCUUCAGAUGGCACUGGACAGCAAGGACAGUGACAUCGAGCAGCUGCGGAGCCUCCUCAACACCCUCAACGUCCACUCCCUGGACUCGGCCAGCGUGGGCAGCGGCCCAGAUUUCGACACGGACGAGUCGUUGCCAGAAACCAGGUUAGAGGGCUGGCUGUCCCUUCCGGUACGGAACAACACCAAACGCUUCGGCUGGGAGAGAAAGUACGUGGUGGUGAGCAGUAAGAAGAUCCUCUUCUACAACAGCGAGCAGGACAAGGAGCACUCGAACCCGUACAUGGUGUUGGAUAUAGAUAAACUCUUCCAUGUUCGUUCCGUCACACAGACAGACGUGUACCGUGCCGACGCUAAGGAGAUUCCCCGGAUAUUUCAGAUCCUGUACGCUAACGAGGGCGAGAGCAAGAAAGAGCAGGAGCUGGAGCCAAUGCCCAUGGGGGACAAGUCCAGCUACAUCUGCCACAAGGGCCACGAGUUCAUCCCCACCCUCUACCACUUCCCCACCAACUGCGAAGCCUGCACCAAGCCCCUGUGGAACAUGUUCAAGCCCCCACCUGCCCUGGAGUGCCGCAGAUGCCAUAUCAAAUGCCACAAGGACCACAUGGACAGGAAGGAGGAGGUGAUCGCGCCGUGCAGAGUGAACUACGACGUGUCUACAGCCAAGAACCUGCUACUGCUGGCCGCCUCGCAGGAGGAGCAGCAGAAGUGGGUCAGCCGGCUCGUCAAGAAGAUCCCCAAGAAACCUCCCGGGCCGGAGGCGAGCCACCGCUCGUCCCCACGCGUGCCCAUCAAAGUACAGGCUAGCCAGUCCAUGAGGAGACCCAGCCGACAGCUGCCAGCCAGUAAACCCAGCUAACCUCACUUUGGGAAUGUGGUGUAACUACAUGCUGAUGUGGGGUCUCCUCUCGUCAUAGCAACUAAAGACCUUGGUCAUAAUGUUUUACAGUGUUUCCCAAAUCCAAACUAGGGAGAAGGAGACAGGCACGAGUGCCUGUUUCUUGACCGUGUUGGUAAUAGGGAUGUCUCUAGCUUCCUUCCCUCACCACCACAUCAAGAGCUUUUCCGAAGUCCACCAAGAACUGCAGGAAGACUCUUCUUUCCCAACCUCAUCCCUCCCCUCCCAAUUCCCAUGGCCCUUCUCCAUCCUGACCCAGAAUGCAAAGCACAUACUUGGGACAUCGCUGUGGGGCUUCUUCGAGUCAUGUUAGCAGGCUGGUUGCUGUUCUGGUCUGUUUUGGGUUUCAUCGUGUGUGUUCGAGUACAUGCACUCCUCACUCACAGCGGACCUCGUCCUCAGGCAGGUGAGGCGGACCAACUGUACCUGGCUGCACGGUGGUGGUGGUGGUGGUGUAGUGUCUCUGUGCAUCUCUCUCCGAAUCUGAGGGCAUAUUUAGCCUCACGAGCUGGUGUAGACUUGCGGAGCCGGUGUUCUCUUCACGUUCACCCUGCCGCACAUGCCUCCACCCACAAAUCCCAUGGCCUGGCUACCACCGAGACGCAGGGUUGAGCCGCGCGCGGGGCGAGCCGUUAAACCGCCCUUUACACGCAGAACCGAGUUGAGCGCCAGUGUUUUUGGAAGAUGUGGGUUCCAUAAAGGCGUGAAGAGUUAUCCAGGCCUUUCGGAUGCUCUAGCAGGGGGAAAACUAUGCAUUUCUAGAUCUGAUUCAUUAGGAAGGUGAGCUUCAUAAACUUGCUCAAUGAGACACUAAAGUGGCAAAAUGAACACUUUCCCUGGUUGUUCCACCACCACCACCUCUGGACCUCCUUCCAUUAAGCAAGAAUUGCGCUGUUGCUUUAGCCAGAAGUGUCUGAUUCACCUCGAGUUCAGAUGAAGAGAAACGAACUAUGUGAAAUCCGUUAUAUACGUACGUGUAGUCGCCUCCAGUUAUGUUUUUGAUUUGACGUGAUCCCAGUAUUUUUCUACCAAGUUCCAUUGAGGGCUGUGUGUGUGCGUGUAUGUGUGUGUGUCUGUGUGUGCACGUGCGUGCACGCAUGCUGUGCGACUUGGGCAGUGUAGCUGUGCUGUGAAUGUUUUUGCUUUUACUGUUCUUUUACAGAGCUCGUUUAUGGCACGAUUUAUAUAAAACUAUACACCGUAUAUUUGUCACAGCAUCAUAAGUCACGUCUUUUAUUUAUGCUGGCCUGCACACUUUUCAUCUUAAAGUGCCAGGUCCAGGUUUGCAUGUUUUACAAUGCUGUAUCGUUUGGCAGUAGAACAAGACCCUUAUGUAGCCUUUGUGGUUUGAAUAUCCUGUAUAACAUUUGCUUAUUUUUGUAAACAAUAAAAUGUAAUCUGUUAAAUGAAAUAUAUAGCUGUGAAUGUAGUUAAAGAAGUAAAGUUUUAAUAUAAA
Messenger RNA from Electrophorus electricus (electric eel), 6517 nucleotides. The record is from RefSeq and is a predicted model, not a curated record. Lineage: Eukaryota; Metazoa; Chordata; Actinopteri; Gymnotiformes; Gymnotidae.